This is a messenger RNA of Aspergillus aculeatus ATCC 16872, 1875 nucleotides long. Its product is annotated as Hsp70 family protein. The record is from RefSeq and is a predicted model, not a curated record. Lineage: Eukaryota; Fungi; Ascomycota; Eurotiomycetes; Eurotiales; Aspergillaceae. The transcript is spliced from 9 exons. Bases 1 to 1713 code for a protein of 570 amino acids.
AUGCCAUCAUCAAAAGCUCCUAGGCUAAAGGCCGCCUACACUGCGGAUGGCAAGAUCAUUGUGGGCAUAGAUUAUGGAACCACAUUUACAGGAGCCAGCUAUUCCAUCGAUUCAUGGCCCGGAAAUGCGCGAGGCAUUGAUACAGUUUCCAAAUCCCCAUCCCGGAUCGCAUACGCGGCCGAAAAUCCCCGAGCUUCCAGAAACCUCUGGGGCUACCAGAUCUCGUCUAACAUGUCAGCAUAUGCUUGGACUAAGCUACUGCUGGAUAAUAACACCAAGCUAACGGAAUAUGAUGAUCCGGCUCUUGAAGCGACGCUGGGAACAGGGAUCUUACGCCUUCCGGCCGGAAAGUCAGCGGUUGAUGUUGCGGCUGACUAUCUGACCCUCGUCUAUCAGCACAUCAGACAUACCCUUGUCCGACACAUUACGGAGGAGGCUUUGAAGAAAACCCCAUUGGAAUUCUGGUUUACCGUGCCAGCGAUUUGGUCUGAUCAAGCCAAGCAUGCUACCCGAACGGCUGCUCAACGGGCUGGGUUCUGGUCAAGUCCCGAAAGGCCUCACGAUCGCUUGUACUUCAUCAGCGAGCCCGAAGCGGCGGCCAUUACUGCACUGAGAAGGUACACCAGUGAUAGUACUGGAGGCUCUAUCACGAAAGUAGCCCCAACUCUCAAGUUUAAAGAGUUGCUGACAGGCGUUGGCGGAAAAUGCGGUUCUACUUCCAUUGAUCGAAAUUUCCACAAGUUCAUGUCACACCGCUUUGGCGACGCAUUUGACAGGUUGCCAAUGUCUACCAAAGGCCCCGGAAGCGCUUUUAUGGACAAAUUCGAGAUUAUCAAGAAAGACUUUGGGUCGUCCACUUCAUACGAUAUCUUCGCACUACCUCUGAAUAUGAAGUUGCCACAUACGACCAGUCCCGAAUAUUUCGACGUGGAGGAGCGCCUGGUGCAGCUUACAAGUGAUGACAUGCGAACGUUCUUCGACCCUGUUGUGGACAAGAUUAUCAACCUAUUGCAGGGGCAGAUCGCAGAGGCGCGCAAACUUCGCGGCAAAAAGCCGAUAAAUAGGAUAAUCCUUGUCGGUGGCUUCGGCGGCUCGGAAUACCUAUGCCGGCGUGUUCGCUCGACGUUCGGAACCACGGGCAAGAUUACCGUCACUAUUCCGCCGAAUCCGCAAACGGCUAUUGUACAGGGUGCUGCUCUCCGCGGCUUGGAAGGUAUCCGAUCAACCACCAAGCUCUGCCGGCGCCACUAUGGUUUUGAAUGCGCGAUCGAUUUCCGUGAAGGUCUCGAUGACGAACGGAACGCCUGGAUAGACCCGUUUAAUGACAGGAAAUUGGUUCGUGGUAUCAUGAAGUGGAUGAUUUCCAAGGGUGAAAAAUACGCCGAGGAAUACAAGCAAACUGUAUACACUCGGUGGACCCACAGAAAGUGUGACUCCCUGAUAAAAAGCACCAAUUCUUACGCCAGUGAGAAAAUGCUGGCUCCAGAACGAAUGGAUGCUGACGGCGUCUACAAGGUUGGCUGCAUUGUCGUUGACUUCACUGAAGUCGACCUUUCUCAAUUUCCCGUAGUGAGGAAGGGCGGGCAGAGAAUCUACAAUCUGCAAUACAACAUUAGGGUGACAUUUGGCGCGCAGGAUGGAUUGUUGAAAUUUGAGGCAACCUGCCAGGGGAAAAUAAUUGGUAAAACGAGCAUCGAGUUCACAGCGACCUGACUGGCGCAGUGUUUUGUCUCAUGGGUGUGGCCUUGUUCCUUUCUCUCCUAGGCUGUGGUGGAUACCCGGAAUCCUUUAUCCAUGGGCAACAGAAUGCCGAUACCAUAUAUGCUCGUCUCUAGGUGCUCACAGCUUCAUAAUUGAUGCAAAGAAGAACCAGCU